This is a messenger RNA of Orycteropus afer afer, 597 nucleotides long. It is a transcript of the gene GGCT, whose product is annotated as gamma-glutamylcyclotransferase. Gene Ontology annotation, molecular function: gamma-glutamylcyclotransferase activity. NCBI's taxonomy places the organism in Eukaryota, Metazoa, Chordata, Mammalia, Tubulidentata, Orycteropodidae. The record is from RefSeq and is a predicted model, not a curated record.
AUGGCGAACUCGGGCUGCGGAGACUGCGGAGACCUUGAGAAAGACAGUUUUCUAUACUUCGCCUAUGGCAGCAACCUGCUGACAAAGAGGAUCCACCUCCAAAACCCCUCGGCCCAGUUCUGCUGUGUGGCCUGCCUGCAGGAUUUUAAGCUUGACUUUGGCAAUCCCCAAGGCAAACAAAGUCCUACUUGGCAUGGAGGCAUAGCUACCAUUUUGCAAAGUCCUGGAGAUGAAGUGUGGGGAGUAAUAUGGAAAAUGAACAAAACCAAUUUAAAUUCUCUGGAUGAGCAAGAAGGGGUUAGCAGUGGAAUAUAUGUUCCAAUAGAAGUUAAUGUUUUUGUGCAAGAAAAGAAAGAAAUAACCUGUCGAAGUUAUCAGAUGAAAGACUAUGUGAGUGUUCCCCCAUCACCACAGUAUAAAACGGUCAUUUGCAUGGGUGCAGAAGAGAAUGGUUUGCCCCUGGAAUAUCAAAAGAAGUUAAAAGCAAUAGAACCAAAUGACUUCAAAGGAAAGCUCUCAAAAGAAAUAGAAGAUAUGAUCCAGAAAGGAGAAACAGAAACUAAUCAUUAGAACAUAAUAGACUAUAUCCAAGGAUAU